Oncorhynchus keta (chum salmon) is the source of this 3179-nucleotide messenger RNA. RefSeq names its product electrogenic aspartate/glutamate antiporter SLC25A13, mitochondrial. Lineage: Eukaryota; Metazoa; Chordata; Actinopteri; Salmoniformes; Salmonidae. Gene Ontology annotation, biological process: aspartate transmembrane transport; malate-aspartate shuttle; L-glutamate transmembrane transport. The record is from RefSeq and is a predicted model, not a curated record. Gene Ontology annotation, molecular function: L-aspartate transmembrane transporter activity; L-glutamate transmembrane transporter activity; calcium ion binding. The coding region runs from base 93 to 2186 and encodes 697 amino acids. The transcript is spliced from 18 exons.
ACUACCUCUCUACCGCUCCAUACCACGUGAACACUUUAGCUGCCUUGAUCUCCUCUAUUCACUGCACCGUUAGACAACCGCGCGUGAUUUCCAUGGGAACGUCGUCACGCAAAAGGAAAUUACCGGGUUUGCUUGGUCAGUGGGCUUGGUUGGUUGACAGUAAUCUUGCUAUGGCUUCAAAGGGACAAAAGAGGGCUGACCCUACUGAGCUGAAAGCUAUUUUCAUAAAGUAUGCCAGCAUCCAGAAGAACAAUGAGGCCUUCAUGUCUCCAGAGGACUUUGUGGCCCGGUUUCUCUAUGCACACACUGACAUCAGGCUGUCUGACGAGGCCACCUCACUGCUGGCUGGGGUGGUGGACCAGAAGAAAGAUGGGUUGAUCUCCUUCCAGGAGUUUGUGGCCUUUGAGUCGGUCCUCUGUGCCCCAGAUGCUCUCUACGUGGUCGCCUUCCUGCUGUUCGACAAGACGGGCAAAGGAGCAGCCACCUACGAGGAUGUGAAGCAGGUCUUCAGCCAGACCACCAACCAUCAGCACAUCCCCUUUAACUGGGAUUCUGAGUUCAUGCGGCUGCACUUCGGCACGGAGAGGACCAAGCACCUCAGCUAUGGAGAGUUCACCCAGUUCCUCCUGGAGAUGCAGCUGGAACAUGCACGGCAGGCCUUUGUUCAGAGGGACAAGGCCCACAGUGGCUCCAUCUCCGCCCUGGACUUCAGGGACAUCAUGGUCACCAUCCGGCCCCACAUGCUCACACCCUUUGUGGAGGAGAGCCUGGUGGCGGUGGCCGGGGGCAGUACAUCUCACCAGGUCAGUUUCUCCUACUUUAACGGCUUCAACUCUCUCCUCAACAACAUGGAUCUCAUUAGGAAGAUCUACACCACACUGGCUGGGAGCAGUAGAGUCCUGGAAGUCACUAAAGAGGAGUUCAUCAUUGCGGCCCAGAGGUUUGGUCAGGUGACUCCAAUGGAGCUGGACAUCCUGUUCCAACUGGCCGACCUCUCUGAGUCCCGUGGCCGUGUUGGUCUGGUGGACAUUGACAGGAUUGCUCCGCUGGAGGAGGGGGCCCUCCCAUACAACCUGGCCGAGGUCCAGAGACAGCUGUCCGGUGGUGAUCCGUCCCGAUCUGUUCUCAUCCAGGUAGCAGAGUCCGCCUACAGGUUUGGCCUCGGCUCCAUCGCCGGCGCUGUGGGAGCCACAGCAGUUUACCCCAUAGACCUAGUGAAGACCAGGAUGCAGAACCAGAGGACCACAGGCUCCCUGGUGGAAGAGCUCAUGUACAAGAACAGCUUGGACUGUUUCAAGAAGGUGCUGCGUUACGAAGGCUUCUUCGGCCUCUAUAGAGGUCUGGUACCACAGCUACUGGGUGUGGCCCCGGAGAAAGCCAUAAAGCUGACAGUGAAUGACUUUAUCAGAGGGAAGACCAGACAGAGAGAUGGAUCAAUCCCUGUACCUGCUGAGAUCCUGGCUGGUGCAUGUGCGGGUGGAUCCCAGGUGAUCUUCACCAACCCUCUGGAGAUUGUGAAGAUCCGCCUGCAGGUGGCUGGAGAGAUCACCACCGGCCCCCGUGUCAGCGCCAUAUCUGUCAUCAAGGACCUGGGUUUCUUUGGUCUCUACAAGGCAGCCAAAGCCUGUUUCCUGCGAGACAUCCCUUUCUCAGCCAUCUACUUCCCCUGCUAUGCGCACGUCAAGGCCUACAUGAGUGAUGAGGAUGGGAGGAUCGGACCAGGCAAGCUGCUGUUUUCAGGGGCCAUAGCAGGCAUGCCUGCGGCCUCCCUGGUGACCCCCGCCGACGUUAUCAAGACCAGGCUACAAGUGGCGGCCCGUGCCGGCCAGACCACGUACACCGGUCUCGCUGACUGCUUCUGGAAGAUUCUGAAGGAGGAGGGACCACGGGCCUUCUGGAAAGGAGCGGGAGCCCGAGUGUUCCGGUCCUCUCCCCAAUUUGGGGUCACCCUGGUGACCUAUGAACUCCUGCAGAGGUGGUUCUACAUUGACUUUGGCGGACAAAAGCCGUCUGGUUCGGAGCCGACUCCCAAGUCUCGCAUCAGCCUGCCGGCGCCCAGCCCCGACCACAUUGGAGGUUUCAGGUUGGCCGUGGCCACGUUCGCUGGCACCGAGAGCAAAUUUGGACUCCACCUCCCAAGAUACAACGUUCAAGUAACCCCCCGGCCCAAGAAGGACGCCCCUUGAAUUGAACCCCCUCUGCCCACACAUAGGGGGCAGAAUAGAGCACACGUGCAAUCAUUACACCCUCUCCCUCCCACCCCCAGCUAGUCGAGCACUUGGAAUAUUCCACCCGAAAGAGAAGCACAUUGUGAGUAGUAUGAUCUGCCUCUCUAGGCUUUAAAGAUAAAUAUGUGUCUGUUUUAGUUGAUGAGAAUUUUUGAAACCUAUUAUGAUCUUCAGAAAUGUACCUUUCUACAUCAUGGUCUAGAAACACAAAAACGUUGUUUUAGCUUCUGUUUUAGUCUUAGCUACCCGUAAAGAUUACUUUUUGAGUCAGUCUUAUUGUGAAGAUCAAGUGAUAUCUACAGUACUGACAAUGUGUGUCUAGAGUAGUGUUCCAGUUUGUCUUUUCAUACAGUAAUAUGCACAGUAGUGGAGGGGCUGGCCAUGACUUGAAUUAGACCUGGUCUGCUUCCUUUCAUUACGUCAUCACUAAGGCCGGGACUCAUUCAAAAGUGCAUUGUCAACAUGUGCAUUGCACUUGCUUUUAAAGGUCCUUUACACUUGAGCCGACAUGUACCGUAUUUACCAUGAAGGCCAUCUCUUUAAAAGACACUUGACAGUUCAAUGUGCUCGUCUACAACGUGCCUUUGAUUGAAUCUUGGUCUAACCAUCACUUUAUAUGAUGGUGCUUUUACUGUCUUCCACCUGAGAGUCUGAUGAAUACCAAACAGAAUGAGCCCUAUCCGCAGGAUGGGGAUAGUAGCACAGGUACGCACAUCCGAAUGACGGUUCUACUACACUCGCAUUAACAUCUGCUAACCAUGUGUAUGUGACAAAUAACAUGUGAUUUGAUUUGAUUUUACUGUACAUAUGAAUGACGGUUCUACUGUACAUAUGAAUGACGGUUCUACUGUACAUAUGAAUGACGGUUCUACUGUACAUAUGAAUGACGGUUCUACUGUACAUAUGAAUGACGGUUCUACUGUACAUAUGAAUGACGGUUCUACUGUACAU